AUGUCUGACCAGAAGGGCGCCAUACAGCCUCAGGCCGAUUAUCAAGAUGUUCUAAACAACCCCCUUUCCGUUGUUCCCCAGUCCACAGUCAAAAUUACGUCUCAGGACCCUAACAAAUCAAUCCCCACUCAACCACCAACCCGUUCAGCUCACCUCACGGUCGACCUGAACUUCAGCACUGCUUUGAAUAGCUUCGGCUCCAGUUCUCUCACAACCGCCAACAUUUCAGGCCAAGACUUCCCAGUCUUCACCACGGAUCCCCAGUCACCAUGGCUUCCCUCCACCAAUUCCAGCCUGCCGGCCCAUCCCGCGCAACAGUUACAGAGUCCCGAAACACCACAACAGGACUUUGUCUUGUUCGAUCAGCCCCCUAAUCGGUCUACAACAACAUCGCUGCCAAACCAGCGUCGUCACUCGUCUCAUCUGCAAAACCGUCAUCAACAGCCCGUUUCCCCCGCUGUUCAGAAUCAACGAGUAGCCCAGUUGCUCCAGACUUUUGGUCGUUCUCCGUCUACUGUAAACAACCGUCCUACGAACCAGUUCUACGCCUCUUCGGCCCCUUCGUCAUCAACCGCAUUGAACAAGCAGAACCGUGCUGCUCGACCCCCAGUACCUCUCUUUUCCCAGAGUACAGGUAGCGUCCCGCAACAAACCGCCAAGAUGAUGAACGCUGCAGGUUUGUACCCCAUUGAAACAUUUGAUAGCCCCACAAGCUCACCAUCAUCAGACGUCGAACUCGAAGAGUUCACUGCCUUCGAGGGCGGGGCCCACACGGCCUUCUCUUCGCCUGCCGUCGCCUCUGUCUUUGAUUUCAGCGGCAGUGCGUCUAGCUCCAUUGCCAACAUGGCGACAAUCUCGCCACAGGAUCUUCUGUUCCAAGAACCUUUCAUGUCUGCUCCCAACUCGUCAGCCCUCACGGCUUUGACUUCUCCAUCUAUCUACAAUGAGUCUCCGGACUUCACUGAUAUGUAUGAUGUGUCUCCUAACUUUGGCAACGCCGAGUUUGACAACCCUGGUGGAGAGUGGUUCUCUCUCUUCCCCACGGAAGCUUCUGCUGCUCCUGCGCAGCAGAGCGUUGAGACUUCUCCUGAGACCAAGUCUGAGGAGUUGGAUUCUGAUGCUCAGUCUCCUCCUACGAACCGACGCAAGUCGGGUACAUCCCCUUCCACCCGCCACUCCUCUGUGGCCGGUGUUAACGCUCGCAAGCGAGACAAGCCUCUGCCUCCCAUCAUCAUCGACGAUCCUAGCGAUGUCGUUGCCAUGAAGCGUGCUCGCAACACUCUUGCAGCACGAAAGUCUCGAGAGCGCAAGGCUAUGAAGCUGGAUGAAUUGGAAGAGAAGAUUGCUAAGUUGGAAGCAGAGCGUGAUCACUGGAAGGAAAUCGCUCUCCGGCAAUCGGGUAUGCAAUAA
Fusarium coffeatum is the source of this 1410-nucleotide messenger RNA. RefSeq lists its product as uncharacterized. Gene Ontology annotation, molecular function: DNA-binding transcription factor activity. NCBI's taxonomy places the organism in Eukaryota, Fungi, Ascomycota, Sordariomycetes, Hypocreales, Nectriaceae. Gene Ontology annotation, biological process: regulation of DNA-templated transcription. The record is from RefSeq and is a predicted model, not a curated record. The transcript has 2 exons. Bases 1 to 1410 code for a protein of 469 amino acids.